UGGAUAUUGGAGAAAGCGGUUGGUUUGAACCCAAGGUUAUUGCUUAGGUAAUCUUAGGAAUUCGACCGACCUGUUUAAGGUUUGCAGCUUUUUGAAAACUUAUAACAUUCAUGUCGAAAUUUCAAUUACUCUUCUGCGUGAUCUGUAUAUUCACUUUCAUAUGUGUGAUAGAAAGUUCUUGGAAUGUUACUAUCAAUCAUAAUCCAAAUUGUAAUCUUUCAAAAGAAUGUGAUAAAUAUGAUGUGAUAUACAUUAAUGGUCGUAAUUUAACAUCUUCAGUACACGUGUUCAUAACAGCAUCUGAACGAUUUUCUUUUCCAUCAGUAUUGAUUGUUCACAGUUCAUCAGCUGAAGUUGAUCCUGUCAUAGAUUGGGAUAAGUUGAAUGCAUCUUCUGGAAAACGAUUAAGUUUGAAAAAUGUUACCCAGUCAUACGCUCUUGUAUUUUAUAAGAUGGUUGAAUAUAAUGAUUUAUCCGAUAAUGUGAACAUGUCUAAUUAUCCAAAAAAUUCUGAUCAAAUCCGCAGUCAUUAUUUUAAUGAAUUUCAAUGGAAACGUAAUCCAAUCAAUGAUACUAGUUCAUUAACAUUUGAAAAUAAUUUAUUUGAAAUAACCUACAAUGGAACUAAGCCAAACAUGACGUCAUCAUAUGAACAAGUUAUUAUUAAGUUUCGUAUCAGUAAUACAACUCAACAUGAUCAAUCAAUGCCACAUUUAUUAUUUACACCUGGUCGAAUUGUACAAUUCGAUGUGUUAUUCAAUAAUUUAACUAGUCAUUUUAAUCAAAGUCGUUUUGGUUUACAAUUAUUACUGAUGUCCAAUUUAACAUUGCAACCGAAUGAAGAAUUUCGUCGAGAAAUUCUUUUCAAUAUUGAUGAUGAAUUAACACCGGGAAAUUUUGAGAUGAUUAAUUUUCUAUUAGGUGAAUCAGUAUCUAAACUCACUAAUAACAAUCCUAAUGAUGAUAACCAAUACUUGAGUAAUUCAACGCAUCCAUCAGCAUUUCUACAAAUUAAACCAUCUUGUUUUAUUGAUGAUCAAGUAAGAACGGUGCAAAAUAGUCGUAAUGUUUAUAUUGGUCAACAUCAAGAUUUAUUCAUGAAUUAUGAUGAGCACGAAAGUGGUAAUUUAUCACAAUCUCACUUAUUGAACUAUUCAUUUCCAUCGAUUUUUUAUGCGGAUCGAUUAAAUGCCAGUCAUGACCAGGCGAUUGGUUUACGUCUAUUAAAUCUAUCCUUUGGUACAUCAAUGGAUGGAUUUUAUGAGAAGACAAAAUUUAUUGUAUGGACUGCAUCAUUUGGUUUAGGCAAUCCACCAACAGAUAAUCUCUCAUCAUUGUUGAUCAGUUUAAUUAUAUUCUCCAUGUUGAUUAUUAUUAGUUCAAUUAUUGUAGGCAUAAUAUUAGUGAUUGUUUUACGUCGACGCAGUACUACUACUACUAAUACCACUAGUCAUCCGGAUAGACAACCAAUUCUUAGUCAUUUUGUAAAUGAUCCUAUUUCUUAGAUUUGAAGAAAAAUUUUUGAUUAUUUUCUACUCUUUUUUUUAAAAAAAGAAAAUCUUGUCCUCCAAAAUUUUUUUUGAUUACUUCUCUAUGAGAAAAAACACUGACACUAAUAUGAUUCUUUGAUAAAUUUUAUAUAUUGUAAUAUCAUUCUCUUAUUGUAUCGAUUGAUUUAGUUAAUUUGACCUUUAAUUAAUAUUUAUAUACAUAUAUAUGAAAAUCUACACAGAAUUAAUAGUAAUUACUAUUCUUGUGGCAUUAACAAACAAAUUGUUUUAACCUAAUCUGACCGCGAUAACUAUUUGUAUGAUUGAUAUCAGUUUUUAUUAUUUAGUUAAAUUUAAUGAAGUGUAUUCAUCUCCCGAGAACUUAGAAGGUUAGUAGGUUAGUAGUUUUUGUCAUUGCACUAAAAGCUGGUUGUGGUCCCUAAAGAAAGAAGUAUGGCCAGUUACUUUAAAUAAAUUGUUAUCAUAAAUGAAUAAUAA
Schistosoma turkestanicum is the source of this 1988-nucleotide messenger RNA. The record is from the annotation of a GenBank genome assembly. Lineage: Eukaryota; Metazoa; Platyhelminthes; Trematoda; Strigeidida; Schistosomatidae.